AUGGACAUGACCUUCACGGAAGCCCCUUUGGGCGGUCAAGCGUAUGACCAAUACGGUCAUCCUUACCCUGAAUUCACGCAAAAGGUUUGCCGUGCAGCGGAUGCAGUAUUGUUGGGCGCAGUUGGUGGUCCACAAUAUGACAACUUAGACCGUCCAUUACGUCCAGAGCGUGGUUUGUUAGGCAUUCGCAAAGACUUGGGCUUGUUUGCGAACUUGCGCCCAGCCGUGUUGUACCCAGAGUUGGCGAAUGCUUCAACACUUAAACCAGAAGUGGUGGCAGGCUUGGAUAUUAUGAUUGUGCGCGAACUCACAGGUGACGUGUACUUUGGUCAACCACGUGGUAUGCGCGUGAAUGAAGAAGGCGAGCGCGAAGGCUUUAACACCAUGGUCUAUAGCGAGUCAGAAGUGCGUCGUAUUGCGCACGUGGCUUUCCAAAUUGCCAUGAAACGUCAGAAAAAAUUGUGUUCAGUUGAUAAAGCCAACGUGCUUGAAACCACCGAGUUCUGGAAAGAAAUCGUGAUUGACGUGGCAAGCGAAUAUCCAGAAGUGGAGUUGAGCCAUAUGUACGUGGAUAACGCGGCCAUGCAACUCAUCCGCAAUCCAAAACAAUUUGACGUGAUGGUGACUGGCAAUAUCUUUGGUGACAUUUUGUCUGAUGAAGCUUCUAUGUUGACAGGCUCUAUCGGCAUGUUGGCUUCAGCAAGUUUGAACGAAACUAAAAAAGGCUUGUAUGAGCCAUCACAUGGUUCAGCCCCUGAUAUUGCCGGUAAAAACUUAGCCAACCCAAUUGCGACUGUAUUAUCAGCCGCGAUGAUGUUGCGUUACACCUUUGAUAAUGAAGCCGCAGCGCAACGCAUUGAAAACGCGAUUAAGAAAGUGUUGGCGGCAGGUUACCGUACAGGUGAUAUUUAUGAAGAAGGUAUGAAGCGUGUAUCAUGCUCAGAAAUGGGCGACCAAAUUGUGGCUGCGAUGUAA
This is a messenger RNA of Darwinula stevensoni, 975 nucleotides long. The record is from the annotation of a GenBank genome assembly. Lineage: Eukaryota; Metazoa; Arthropoda; Ostracoda; Podocopida; Darwinulidae.